Carica papaya (papaya) is the source of this 2452-nucleotide messenger RNA. RefSeq names its product DNA photolyase family protein (gene UVR3). Gene Ontology annotation, biological process: circadian regulation of gene expression; entrainment of circadian clock by photoperiod. The record is from RefSeq and is a predicted model, not a curated record. NCBI's taxonomy places the organism in Eukaryota, Viridiplantae, Streptophyta, Magnoliopsida, Brassicales, Caricaceae. Gene Ontology annotation, molecular function: FAD binding; deoxyribodipyrimidine photo-lyase activity; DNA binding. Gene Ontology annotation, cellular component: cytoplasm; nucleus.
UCCAUCACCUUCCUUAUCCUAUGCCAAGCGCACAUUAAGCAACAUCUCGCCUUCUUAACAUUUAUGGCGCGAAAGAAUUAGCUUUCUUCGCCUUCAUGCGAUUUGCAGUUUCUCUUCCGUCUCCUCACCGUCUCAGUCCAGUAGCCAUGGCAAAUAGGUCGGGUUCUCUGAUUUGGUUCCGUAAGGGGCUACGGAUCCACGACAACCCGGCUCUCGAGUACGCUUCUGAAGGAUCCAAGUUUGUGUACCCCGUGUUCGUGAUAGAUCCACAUUACGUGAAGCCGGACCCUAACGCAUUUUCUCCCGGGUCGACUCGGGCAGGUCUGAAUAGGAUUCGUUUCCUGCUCGAGAGUCUUGUGGAUCUUGAUUCGAGCCUCAAGAAGCUCGGGUCGCGCUUGCUAAUUUUGAAGGGUGACCCAAGUGAUGUUUUGAUUCGUUGCUUGCAGCAGUGGGAUGUCAAAAAGCUUUGCUUUGAAUAUGAUACGGAUCCUUAUUACCAAGAUUUGGAUAUUAAAAUAAAGAGCUAUGCUUCUUCAGCUGGAAUUGAAGUUUUCUCUCCUGUGAGUCAUACACUCUUCAACCCUGAGGACAUCAUAAAGAAAAAUGGAGGAAAGCCGCCAUUAACUUACCAGUCCUUUCUGAAGCUAGCUGGGGAACCUUCAUGGUUGAGUUUACAACUUUUCACUUCACCUUCUUCACUUCCUCCAGUUGGAGAUGUUGGAAAUUCUGAGAUUUCAGGAGUACCAACAAUUGAAGACCUUGGCUACAAACACAAUGAACAGGAUGAAUUUACACCUUUUAGAGGUGGUGAAUCAGAAGCAUUGAAGAGACUGAGAGAAUCAAUCAGCAACAAGGGUUGGGUGGCAAAUUUUGAGAAACCUAAGGGUGAUCCAUCUGCAUAUCUAAAGCCUGCAACAACUGUUCUGUCACCUUACUUGAAAUUUGGAUGUCUUUCUUCCAGGUACUUCUACCAGUGUCUUCGAGAUAUUUAUAAGAAUGUCAUAAGACAUACAUCACCACCAGUUUCACUUGUUGGGCAGUUGCUAUGGAGAGAAUUUUUCUACACUGUAGCAUUUGGUACUCCCAAAUUUGAUCAAAUGAAGGAUAACAGAAUAUGUAAGCAGAUACCUUGGAAUGAUGAUGAUAACCUGUUGGAUGCUUGGAGAGAAGCUAGGACAGGAUAUCCUUGGAUUGAUGCUAUCAUGGUCCAGCUCCGCGAAUGGGGUUGGAUACACCACCUAGCACGACAUUGCGUCGCUUGUUUUCUAACUCGUGGAGAUCUGUUUGUUCAUUGGGAGAAAGGGCGCGAUGUCUUUGAGAGACUUUUGAUCGAUUCAGAUUGGGCAAUUAAUAAUGGAAAUUGGUUGUGGCUAUCAUGUUCAUCUUUUUUUUACCAGUAUAAUCGUGUCUACUCUCCAGUAUCUUUUGGGAAAAAAUAUGACCCAGAUGGCAAUUACAUUAGGCAUUUUCUCCCAGUACUCAAAGAUAUGCCGAAGGAGUAUAUUUAUGAACCAUGGACAGCUCCUGCAAGCAUUCAAAAGAAAGCAAAGUGCAUAAUCGGAGAAGACUACCCAAAGCCAGUGGUUUCUCAUGAUUCUGCCAGCAAAGAGUGCAAAAGAAAGUUGGCAGAAGCAUAUGCAUUGAAUCAAAAGUUGAAUGGUCACGUAAGUGAUGAAGAUUUAAAAAAUUUAAGGAGAAAACUGGAAGCAGAUAAGGAUCAGGAGUUCAAAAGCAGAAAGCAACAAAAGAAGCUUUGCUGAAGUUGGAAAUAUUUCAGCCAUGAUCCCUGGAACCAGAGGAUAGUAGAUAAUCUAGUCCAGAAAUUUCUGGAGCAGAAUGACUUCCUUAGCUUAACCCUGGUUUGAAAAGGCAAGUAACUCAUGUAGCUGUAUAUACACGAUCAUUCAAUGUUGUGGUGGAAAAGGGUUGAAAUAGUUCAAAACUCUAUGACUACCAACAUCAUUUAUGAGGAUCUGGAUCUCAAUAUCUGGGGUUGAGAAAGUGGUGAGUGCAGCUCCCAUGCCACAUCCUUAAUGGUGAAGAAACAAAUUUGGGAUCAAUUUUGACUUCUGUUGCUUCUAAGUUCUAUAGCAACAUGAUCAAACAGAUCCAUUUAAUUCAUAUAUUUUCUAGGGGCCCUCUUGGAGUACGAACUCUCAAAGCUUGAUGUUUUAUGUUGUUUAGUCAGGGUUCAGCAUAAGGUUUAACACGAGUUAGAGAAGUGACCCCUCAUUUUGUCAACACAUCCUCUUAAUUUCUUGGACAUUCAUGAAUGAAGCAGAGGAUUAGAGUUUUGAUAUUUGAGUGUCUGAGUAUCACCUGGUGUGAGUAUGUAUUUAAGUGGAAAAAACCUUACCCAUGUUGGUGGAUGAUAUUUCGAAGUCCAUUCCCCAUUUUAGGUCAUUUUCUGCUUACUGAAUUCCGAAACGCUGUAAUUUAAUAUAUAAAUUUA